Molecule: messenger RNA, 1330 nt
Organism: Vigna radiata var. radiata (mung bean)
Lineage: Eukaryota; Viridiplantae; Streptophyta; Magnoliopsida; Fabales; Fabaceae
Product: bifunctional phosphatase IMPL2, chloroplastic
Exons: 10
Coding region: 227-1153 (308 amino acids)
Biological process (GO): L-histidine biosynthetic process
Molecular function (GO): histidinol-phosphatase activity
Source: RefSeq, a predicted model, not a curated record
UUUAAUUAAAGUAAAAUCGUUUCAAUACAUAAUUUUUUAAGGGCUAUCCUGUUUUGAUAAUUUCAGAAUAAAAUAACUUGAGAAUGUAAAGAAAAAACAUUUCUUAAAGUCUCAUCUCCACACAAUUUAUUUCUAAAAAGAUCAACAAUAUUACAGUUACAACGGAGGGAAAAUAACUAUUAAAAAUUUUUAAUUAUCUCAAGAAACGGCAACGUUUUGAUUUUGAAUGAACAGCGAGAUUAAAGAACCCUCGUUUGAUUCUGAGAGUUUGGGUAUGAGAGGGGUGUCUGCUACCGUGGAAGCAUGUGUUGUUUUUGAAGAGAUUGAAGCAAUGACGCCUCACACCACGCCUCUUCAGCUUAAUCGCUUCGCCGAGGUCGGUAAUGCUGUCGCAGAUGCUGCAGGAGAAGUUAUCCGAAAAUACUUCAGGAAGAACUUCGACGUUCUUCACAAACAUGAUCUCAGUCCAGUAACCAUUGCAGAUCGAUCGGCUGAGGAGGCUAUGGUUUCAAUUAUACUUGACAAUUUCCCUUCUCAUGCAAUUUAUGGAGAGGAAAAUGGGUGGAGGUGUAAAGAAAAGACUGCUGAUUACGUUUGGGUAUUAGAUCCCAUAGAUGGGACAAAGAGUUUUAUUACUGGGAAACCCGUAUUUGGUACUCUCAUUGCUCUUCUACAAAAUGGAAUACCAAUCCUUGGCAUAAUUGAUCAACCUGUGUUAAAAGAGAGGUGGAUCGGGAUAAGUGGAAAGAGAACUACACUGAAUGGACAAGACAUAUCUACCCGCACUUGUGCAGACCUUUCUCAAGCAUACUUGUACACCACAAGCCCACAUCUGUUCAGUGGAGAUGCAGAAGAGGCAUUCAUCCGUGUUAGAAGCAAGGUUAAAAUUCCAUUAUAUGGCUGUGACUGCUAUGCAUAUGCUCUUUUGUCUUCUGGUUUUGUGGAUCUCGUUGUUGAGUCUGGUUUGAAGCCGUACGAUUUUCUUGCACUAGUACCCGUUAUUGAAGGUGCUGGAGGUGUCAUAACUGAUUGGAAAGGAGAUAAACUGUUUUGGGAAGCUUCUCCAUUUUCAAUCGCGACAAGUUUUGAGGUUGUGGCUGCGGGUGACAAACAGAUUCAUCAACAGGCUCUUGAUUCAUUGCAAUGGAAGUGAUAGCUUGAAUUAACUUUCUAUAGGAAUAAUCGUAACAUUAUUAUUCGGCAUUUAUUUAAGUUGAAAACUGUAUACUCGGAAUCUUGAAUCUCUUGCUGAAAUUAAUCUCUAUCUCAGUUGGAUGGAUUCAUGAACUCUCAAAACCUGAUAAACAAGUUCAAAAAUUCGACAUAUAAA